Molecule: messenger RNA, 1786 nt
Organism: Melanomma pulvis-pyrius CBS 109.77
Lineage: Eukaryota; Fungi; Ascomycota; Dothideomycetes; Pleosporales; Melanommataceae
Source: the annotation of a GenBank genome assembly
CGGACCUCAGCAAGAUCGAAUCGUUCCAGUAUCCGUCGGCGCACUACGGCCAUCUGAGCGACAACCAGCAGCUACAGCUCGACGCGUUCAAGCAGCUCUGCCAGACCGAAGGCUACUACUCCGAGACGAACCACGACGACGAGACGCUUCUGCGCUUCCUCCGUGCGCGCCGCUUCAACCACCAGGAAGCCUUCAAGCAGUUCAAGGACACCGAGGACUGGCGAAAAGAGCACAAUGUCAACCACCUCUUCCACAAGAUUGACAUCGACGAGUUCGAGCAGACGCGCCGCCUGUAUCCCCAAUGGCUCGGGCGACGCGACAGACGCGGCAUUCCGCUCUUCCUCUUCUGCGUCGCGCCCCUCAACACCAAGAACAUCUCGGCCUACGAGAAGAACCUCGCCAAGGCCACCAUCACCUCGCCCAAGGUGUCCACCAAGAACCUGCGCCUGUUCGCCCUGUAUGAGUCGCUGACGCGCUUCGUCAUGCCCUUGUGCUCUGCCAUAACCCGCAAGCACCCCGAGACGCCCAUUUCGCAGAGCAACAACAUCGUCGACAUCAGUGGCGUGGGCCUAAAGCAGUUUUGGAACCUGAAGAACCACAUGCAGGAUGCCUCGGUGCUGGCGACUGCCCAUUAUCCAGAGACGCUGGACAGGAUCUUCAUCAUCGGCGCGCCUGCAUUCUUCCCCACUGUCUGGGGCUGGGUCAAGCGCUGGUUUGACCCCAUCACCGUUUCCAAGAUCUUCAUUCUCUCCUCUGCAAACGUUCUGCCUACCCUCUCGCAAUAUAUCGACCCGGACAACAUCCCCAAAAAGUACGGCGGCAAUUUAGAUUUUGAAUGGGGCAUGAUGCCUGUCCUCGAGCCCGAGAUCGACGCCGCCAUCAAGUGGGAGUCGCCCGAAAUCCAGAAUGGCAAGAACACAUUGCCAACUGGACCUAUCAUGUGGGAAGAGGGCGAGAACGGCAGUAUGAAAGCAGUGGCCGUUGGCAGUGAAAAUGGGAAGCCGAGACGGAGGACCAUCUUCACCAUCCCGAAUCCAGUGGGCGCAAAAGCGAAGGGACCCCCUAUACCCAAUACACCAAUUGACGAGAUCGAAUUGUCCCUUACGACGGUUGGGACGGCGACGCAGCCUCCGGAUACAGACGACUCAAACGUCGACAUCGCAACCUCGCCCACAGACUCCCCUUCACCUGUCCCUACACCCCCUCCCGCGACGUCUGCCGAAGAGGGGAAUGAGGCAGGUCUGCCUCUCCGCCAAGGAACAUCAGACACACGCUACGAACAGCAACAGCAGACUCACGCUGCAGGCCAACUCGCCGAGGGUACGCCUCACGCUGCUGUGAACGAUCAUGGACAUGGCGACAAGACCGUGACCAUGGAGCCCAGCACCGUAGGGCAAGCACCCAAGGACGUCUCAAUUCCGCUCCAAGAACCGCCAGCGCCAGGUUACAUCGACCAGGCGAAGCAAGCUGCGGCACAAGCUACAGCGGUUGUGACGUCUACGGUCGGCUCAGCUACCAGCGCCAUAGCUGGCCUGACCGGUGGAGCAAAGACGGAAGAAAAGUCCGAAGAGAAUAUCUCAGAGAAGAGCCCUGAGCAGAAAGUGCUUGAUGGGAAAAUCGACGGGAAAGAAGACCCUGUGAUUGAGGGGUAUCUGCGUGAACAGACCACUAACAAAACUGUGGCGUAAGAGUAUCAUCCGCAUUUGUAUUGAUCUUGAAUAGACAUUUCUCCGCGUGGAUGUUGCUAGCUUUGCAUUCUGGAUGAACGGCUCGGAUUUGGGCAAGA